AUGACUGGGUCCCUUCAAGAGGCUGCUACUGAGCCAACCGCGAGCUUAAGCAAAUGGGUUGAGCACUUGGACGCAACCACGAUCCCUCCGGACGUCCUCGAGCGCGCCAAAUACUUAAUCUUGGAUGGCAUUGCAUGUGGCCUCGUUGGUGCUCACGUGCCCUGGUCAGAGCAACUUGCAAAUGCCGUUCGUCAAUAUGAGCCCAGAGGAAAGUGUAGAGUCAUUGGAUAUGAGGACCACUACGGACCGCUGGCAGCUGCUCUACUCAAUGGUGCCUUUAUCCAGGCCACGGAACUGGACGACUACCACAGCGGUGCACCCCUUCAUUCAGCCAGUGUAAUUCUCCCGGCUCUUCUGGCCGCGACUGAUGCGGCCGUGGCACCAGACCCAAUAUCGGGCCUUUCUCUCUUGGUUGCAGCCAUUGCGGGAUUCGAAACCGGGCCUCGCAUCGGUCACGCGCUAUACGGCUCGGAUCUACUGUCGCGUGGAUGGCAUUCUGGGCCCGUAUUUGGCAGUCCCGCUGCUGCGACAGCGACGUCAAAGUUACUGGGUCUGAAUGCCAAGCAGAUCGAAUCGGCCAUUGGCAUCGCCGCUACCCAAGCGGGCGGGCUUAUGUCUGCCCAGUACGAAGGGAUGAUCAAAAGAGUUCAGCAUGCAUUUGCCGCAAGGAACGGCCUUUUUGGGGCGCUGCUCGCGCGGACGGAUUACCUUGGAAUCGAAAAAGUGUUGGAGAGACCAUAUGGUGGCUAUCUGGCUAUGUUUUCUGCCGGUAAUGCACGAGAUCCGCCCUACCUCCUGAGUGAGAUCACUAAGCAGCUUGGCGAUCUGUGGCAUACACAACGUAUUCGGAUCAAAUUAUACGCGUGCGUGGGAGGCUGCCAUGGUCAGAUUGAAGCCCUGGAGCAGCUACAGCAAUCUUAUCCUCAGCGUUUUGCGGCUACGGCCUUAGGUCAGAUCAGACGCAUCACCGUAUGGCUGUCGGCCCCAAUACAUGCCCAUGAUGGCUGGUUUCCAGAACAACGCCCCUUAACCACCACCGGUGCUCAGAUGAAUGCCGCAUACAUUGGGGCGGUACAGCUUAUAGAUCGUCAGGUGCUGCUGAGCGAGUUUGCGGAACAGUCAUUGAAUCGUGCUGAGAUCUGGGACAUUGUUGAUAAAACAGAGUGUCUUCACUCGUCAGACUUUGAUCUGCCAGACCGGAUCUGUGGAGCUCGAGUGCGUGUGCAGUUUCAAGACGGGUAUGCUGUCGAGAAAACAGUCUACCAACCCAAAGGAUUCGAUCCCCCGACCACAAACGAGGAGAUUUACCAAAAAUGGCGGCGCUUGGUUUCCAGUGUGCUAACCAUAGAGCAGCGGGAAGCCAUUGAGCAUACUAUUUUGAAGUUGGAGGAGCUUCAAGAUGUCCGAAUAUUGACGGCCAUGCUAUCAAUCUGUGUUAGAAAUCCAUUGGGCUAA
This is a messenger RNA of Xylona heveae TC161, 1455 nucleotides long. RefSeq names its product 2-methylcitrate dehydratase PrpD. The record is from RefSeq and is a predicted model, not a curated record. NCBI's taxonomy places the organism in Eukaryota, Fungi, Ascomycota, Xylonomycetes, Xylonales, Xylonaceae. Bases 1 to 1455 code for a protein of 484 amino acids. Gene Ontology annotation, molecular function: lyase activity. The transcript has a single exon.